This is a messenger RNA of Mugil cephalus (flathead mullet), 2974 nucleotides long. RefSeq names its product leucine-rich repeat-containing protein 52-like. NCBI's taxonomy places the organism in Eukaryota, Metazoa, Chordata, Actinopteri, Mugiliformes, Mugilidae. The transcript is spliced from 2 exons. Gene Ontology annotation, molecular function: voltage-gated potassium channel activity; transmembrane transporter binding; potassium channel activator activity. Bases 361 to 1338 code for a protein of 325 amino acids. Gene Ontology annotation, cellular component: voltage-gated potassium channel complex. The record is from RefSeq and is a predicted model, not a curated record.
AUUCAGUUUCUGACAGCGAGAGGAUGGCAAACAUGUAGUGGAACAACAGAGCGCGAUGAGCAGCGCAGCAUGAGGGGACCCCACAGCUCCGCUGUCAUCAAAAUAAACUCGACGAAUGUAUGAAAUCUGAAACAACUCGAAAGCUCCUGGAUGUCGGGUUCAACGCGGCGGAUGCGCGCUGGAUCCAACUGACAGGAUGAACUGAGACAUUACGCGCAAGAGGUUGCCACGGGCGAGCGUUAGGUUUGACCUCGGUGGAAAUCAUUUCUGGGACAAACAACUUGGUGAGCAUGUCUCAAUGAAGAAUGUGACUGCGUCUGACUCUGUCCAAACGGGGUUGAUGAAGCCCUCGGCGGUGUCAUGCGUCUUGCCCCGCAGCCAAGCGCGCAACCCUUGCGGCUCAUAGUUUUGCUCCUCUUCACUACGGGGGUCAUAACGUCCCCGGUGCUCUCCACUGGCUGCCCGGACAGGUGUGUGUGUGAUGACCAGUUGGUGGUCCAGUGCGCUGGGCAGCACCUGACCACCUUCCCAGUUAACUUGCCUCUGGCCACGCGACAGCUCAUCAUCUCCAACAACCGGAUUGUGGAGCUGCCUCCUCUGGCGCUCAACUACCUCUCGGACUUGGUGUAUCUGGACUGCAGCAACAACUCCCUGACGGAGAUAUCAGAGUCCACGUUCGGGAAUCUACGCAAGCUGGCCUACCUGGACCUCUCGUUCAACACACUGACCCGGAUCGAAGACCGGACGUUCGGGCCUUUGGCGAGCCUGGUGAUGCUGAGGAUGACGGACAACCCGGGGCUCUCGGAGAUCCACCCGGAUGCCUUUGCGGAGAACGCGGCCCUUCAGGUGCUCGAUGUGAGCCGGAACAACCUGACGGUCUUCAACAUCACCUCCAUGCUCGCCCUGCCCGCCCUGCGCUCAGUGGGGCUCAGCGGGAACCCCUGGAGCUGCGAAUGCGAAAACGAGGACCUCUGCUUGUGGGUCCACCUGGAGGGCUUCAAGUUUCAAGAUGAGGGCCAGACGGUGUGUGGCUCACCUGCUGACACGCAGGGCCGGCGUCUGGGUGAGAUGGGCAUCCAGCUACGGACGUUAUGUCACCAGACUCUGGGCUCCUGGGACUACCUUUUCUUUGUCGUCAUCGGCUUUGUCAUCUUCGCCGCCGGCACAGUGUCGGCCUGGCUGAUGGGGGUCGUCAUGGUGCUCUAUGAGCGCUACAUCAAGAAGAAAGACGAGCAGCUGGAUGUGGACGAGGAGGACGAAAUCAUUGAGACUGGUCGCACGUCGAGGGCCAGGGGCGAAAACGACAAAGGGAGUAUAAAGACCUCACAUACUGUAUAAAAGACUCAAUCCCACCCUGCCCGCCAUGGAUUCCUACAGUGCCUCCUGUCAACUUCCACGACUGUCUGUGAAAUCUAAUGAAACCGUUAACCUGAGUCUGUUUAAAAGGCUCUGAUAGGGAGGAUCUUUAGCAGAGAUAAGGAAUGUCUUUCUACUCAUUUGUAGUGGGCUCAUAGAUCACAUAUGCAAAUGUAUUACUUUGUACGUUAUUAAUGUCUGCGGGUGAAGAAAGGUCGUGCCUGCUCACAGAAUCCAAACCUUAUCAGUGAAGCUGGUUUUCCUGGAAGCAGCCAGCCAGUCGUGUUCUUAACAUUAUAUAUUGGUUGAGCAUUAAAUAGUUUGUCCUGUGUUCAUUAAUUACGUGGUGUAAUAUUUCCUCUUAGAUUAUUUUCAACUUCUAAGCUAAAACGUUAGCUUUAUAGCUACAUUCAGCCGAAAGGAGUUCACACAUCUGUAAUUGUCAUUGGCAUCAGUUAAAUUCUUUUUCACCACUGAGAUCACUCACACAUGUAAACGUCAAAAUGGUGUCUAAAUAGGCGGUAUUAUAUCUCUAUAUAGCAGAUUGUCAAACUGGACUACUGAAAUAAAUCUGGAAAUGAUCGGCAUAGUUAAUCUUUUCAAGAGUGGGGGAAAUUAAAAAUUUGAAAUGUUUUUUUAAAAGUGCAUAUGAUAAAUUUGGACUCAAUGUGGAAAGACAUUUAAUCUGGAAAACAUCGCCAACAGGAUUUUCUGUCACAUCUGUUUCUCUCUUUCACGUUGUUAUAAUACAACACACGUUGUACACUUUGUUAUAAUAUUCAUUGAAUAUUCCCAUUAUGAUAUAAUUUUUACUGUUAAAUUCUCUAAGUAGAAAUAUGUUUGCUGCUCCAUGCAGGUGUUUCACAGAUGUAUGAAAGACAAUAGAAUACCAGACUGCCCCCCCAAACGUUUUACCUCCCAGGUUCACUUCCCACCAUUCCCAUGGGUGGACGUUACAUUAUAAUGACUUAAUGCAACUUUUCUAGGUACUGGGUUGAUUAAAAAUCCAUAAUAGUAAAAAUAAAAAUCAGCCUUGAUAACAGUUGACAUGUGUUAAGGGUUUCACAGGCGCCCCUUUAAUAACGGUUGCUUAUGGGGACAAAGCUUUUUGUGCAUUUGCAGCAAGACUGAGUGAUGGCCCUUUAUCCAGCUCUCUUAAUACAUCACUGGGUUGUUUGAUCAGUCAUGUUUCUUUUACCUUGAAAAAAGUUGAAAUUGAGCAAGAUUUCUUAGCGAAUUAGUCUAAUUUAAGAUUGUGAGGGGCUAAACAACUUUUUAUUUAAACCUGAGACUAUUAGACUAUUAGAACUGUGAAACCUGGCCCCUAAGUAGUGAUUACCAUAGUGAAUGUGUUUACUUUUUGACAGACAAGUUACACUAUUAUAGGUUGGUUUUACGGACAAGAUAAUCAGCUUCCUUUUCAUAGCACUGCUGGCACUUACCCAAGUCUCAUAGUGGUGGACUAGGAUUAGGGUUAGUCGGACUAGAAGAAGCGUGGCUGUGUUAAAUUAAACAUGUUUUGUUGUCAUUCUGCCCACAGGCAUGGAAGGAGAGGAUGAACAGCUUUUAUGCAAUGCAUUUGUAUCACUGUAUUAUGAAUAAAUCCGCCUGCACACGA